Messenger RNA from Spodoptera exigua (beet armyworm), 837 nucleotides. Lineage: Eukaryota; Metazoa; Arthropoda; Insecta; Lepidoptera; Noctuidae. The record is from the annotation of a GenBank genome assembly.
AUGGAGGAGUUCAACGUGCAGAGUGGGGCGGGCAAUGCUGGCAGCGAGGCUUACAGUGGCGGCGCGGCGGCGCUCAGCUCGGGCUCCGCUUCCUCGGGGGCGCAGUCCCCGGGCAGCCCGCCGCACGCGCAUCUCGCGCACCACGCCGCGCGCCUGCGCACCAAGGAGGAGGACCUCUCGGCGCACGGCCGCGCCAGCGCUGACGGUGGCGGGUCCUCGGAGUCGGAGGGCGAGUGCGGCGGCGCGGGCGCGGCGCGGGCGCGCGCGCAGUACGUCAGCGCCAACUGCGUCGUGUUCACGCACUACUCGGGCGACGUGGCCGCCGUCGUGGACGAGCACUUCGCGCGCGCCCUCUCGCUGGACAAACCCAAAGAGAGCGUGCCGAUGGUGUCGCGCAACCUGCCGGCCUCGUUCUUCAACGCGGCGGCGGCGGCGGGCGUGGCGGGCGUGCCGGCCGGCGGCGCCUGCGCAGGCGUCGACAUCUACGACUACGACCCCUGGCACCAGCACUACACGGGGUACGGGCACGCGGCGCACCGGCACGCGGCGGAGUACCACGCGGCCGCGGCGCACCACAACAUGGCGGCGGCAGCCGGCUACGGCGGCCUGCUGCUGGGCCGCGGCGGCCUGCACCCGCAGUACAAGCCGGUGGACUGGCCCUCCGCCGCGCAGCACCACGCCUCGCACCACCUCGACCCCGCCGCCUGCUCGCCCUACUCCUACCCCGCCGUGCCCGUGUGUAACCGUGGGUCGGCCGGUGCACCCACGGAGCGCGAGUGGGAGACGACUGGCACUGAGCUUCGGAGCGAGAUAGUUCGCAAGAAAAAGUUCGCGUGA